Molecule: messenger RNA, 3560 nt
Organism: Nanorana parkeri
Lineage: Eukaryota; Metazoa; Chordata; Amphibia; Anura; Dicroglossidae
Product: urocanate hydratase-like
Exons: 27
Coding region: 48-3560 (1170 amino acids)
Biological process (GO): L-histidine catabolic process
Molecular function (GO): urocanate hydratase activity
Source: RefSeq, a predicted model, not a curated record
GGGCCAGACUUGUGUGUGUUCAGCUGACCCGUCUGAUUCUUGGCUCCAUGAUGAUCAGUCUCCAGGAGCUGUGUGCUGGGCUUCCCCUCCACCCUCUGCCCCUAAAGAGGGGGAGAGAUAAUGGGGUGCCCCACGCUCCAGUCCGCACACCCCAGCUCUCAGAGCAGGAAGAGAAGCUCGCUCUGGAGAACGCCUUGCGAUAUUUCCCCCCGGAACAUCAUGGGACGUUGGCUCCGGAAUUCGUGGAUGAGCUGCGGAGUUUUGGACACAUUUACAUGUACCGCUUCUGCCCCAAUAUCCGCAUGAGGGCGUAUCCGAUCUCGGAGUAUCCGUGUAAAACGCAGAAGGCAGCGGCUGUAAUGCACAUGAUCAUGAACAAUCUGGAUCCCGCAGUAGCUCAGUUUCCUCAGGAACUGGUGACCUACGGAGGGAACGGGCAAGUGUUCAGCAACUGGGCCCAGUUCUGGCUUGUGAUGUAUUACCUCGCUGAGAUGACGGAAGAUCAGACCCUGGUCAUGUACAGCGGACAUCCUCUCGGCCUCUUUCCUAGUCACCCCAGAGCUCCACGAGUGGUCAUCACCAAUGGGAUGGUGAUUCCGAACUAUUCCACCCGGAAAGAUUACAACAGGAUGUUCGCAUUGGGAGUGACUAUGUAUGGGCAGAUGACUGCGGGAAGCUAUUGUUACAUCGGCCCGCAGGGGAUUGUCCAUGGUACGGUGUUGACCGUAUUAAACGCCGGACGCCGUUACCUUGGCUUGGAGGACCUGGCCGGGAAGGUGUUUGUCACGUCUGGUCUUGGAGGGAUGAGCGGCGCUCAGGCGAAGGCAGCGGCUAUCGUUGGCUGCGUAGGAGUUAUUGCAGAGGUUGAUGAAAAUGCUUUGUUAAAGCGUCACAAGCAGGGUUGGCUGAUGGAGGUUACAAGUUCGCUGGAUGAGUGUAUUCAGAGGAUCCGGAAAGCACGAAAGGAUAAAGAGACUCUGAGCCUGGGAUACCAUGGGAACGUUGUGGACCUCUGGGAGAGGCUUGCGGAAGAGUAUGAGAAGACGGGCGAGCUGCUGGUGGACUUGGGAUCCGACCAAACCUCCUGCCACAACCCCUUCAGCGGCGGCUAUUACCCGGUACAGCUUUCUUUCCAGGAUGCCAACCAGAUGCUCUGCGCCGACCCUCAGACCUUCCGCCAGCACAUCCAGGAGAGCCUGAGGAGGCAGAUCGCGGCGAUCAACAAGCUAUCGGAUCACGGCUUGUUCUUCUGGGAUUACGGGAAUGCAUUUCUGUUGGAGGCUAAGAGAGCAGGUGCUGAUGUGGAGCAGAAAGGAGGAAACAGUACAGAAUUCAGAUACCCGUCCUACGUCCAGCAUAUCAUGGGAGACAUCUUUUCUUUGGGUUUCGGGCCGUUCCGAUGGGUGUGCACCUCCGCCGAGCCCUCCGACCUUGCUGCCACGGAUGAGAUCGCAGCCGCUGCAUUGGAGGACAUUAUUUCCCGGGGAGUUAGUGAUCCAGUCCAGAAGCAAUACGAAGACAACAUUCGAUGGAUCCGGGAAGCUGGAAAACAUCAACUGGUCGUCGGCUCUCAAGCAAGAAUAUUGUAUUCUGAUCAGAAAGGACGGGUCGCCAUCGCCGUCGCCAUAAACAACGCUGUAGCCACCGGCCAAGUCAAGGCUCCCGUGGUUAUCAGUCGGGAUCACCAUGAUGUGAGUGGGACGGAUAGCCCAUACAGGGAAACUUCCAACAUCUAUGAUGGCUCCGCCUUCUGCGCAGAUAUGGCUGUUCAGAACUUUGUGGGAGAUUCCUUCCGUGGAGCCACGUGGGUAGCCCUGCAUAACGGCGGAGGCGUUGGCUGGGGGAGAGGCUGUGGAGCCAAAUUCUCCGCUCGUAGCAGUCUGUACAUUCAUUCAAAGAAGCACCUUCAGGACGUGGAUGCCUCCAAGGCUCGAUGUUCCGUAUCCAACUGCAGCAAGAUAUUCACUUCAAAGCAAAGCCUAAAGUCCCAUAUGGUUAAACAGCACGGCCGAGACCUGGAAGCCUCCAGCUCCCUCACCCCCAGCAGUGAACUCACAAGCUCCGGGCAAAGUGACCUCAGUAAUCUGGACAUCUCAUCUCUCUUCACCAACGUGUCCUCAAACGGUUCAGCCGACCUGACCCUGGUCAACUCUGGAAUACUGACCAUCGAUGUGUCUUCUGUGAGAUCGACGCUAGGAGGCGGCCUGUCCGCCAACAAUAACUCUUUGGUACAUCCCGUCGACCCCUUGGUGCUGGUGUCCAACAACGAGAACCACAGCAGUUUGGACAGCUCCCUCCUGCUUGGCGCAGCAGCCUCUAUCCUCCAGCAGGGAAACCUGAACUUGGAUGAUGUACAGACUGUGAAUGCAGAGGCCCUGGGCUCUCUGGCUUCCUUAUCUGUGCGAAGUUCCAAUCAGGAUUUGCACGCACUUACCUCCACUAACAGCCUGACUAUAGAUUCCGCUAGCCUGACGCCUUCUGUUAGCCUGGGGGCCAGCGGCUCCAUGCCAGAAUUGCUGACGCAGACCAAAGCUGAUAGAGGCUUGCUUCACAGCUCGGAGGUUGUAGACCAGCAGGAAGGCAGUAAAGUAGUAACGCAGUUUGUGUUCUCCAACACUGCGGGCAGCUACAGCGCACAGAAAGAAGUGGAUUUCAGUGUGGCCGGAAAUUCAGUAUUGGACAGCGGCGGAUCAGCCAGGACAGACUACAGAGCCAUUCAGCUGGUGAAGAGCAAAAAGAAAGGUGGCGGCAGCAGUUCAGGCACUUCCCCUACUCAGAAGAAAAAUAAAACUGCAAAACAAUUGUCUCCGUCUGGUAACCGUUCAGGGAACAGUGUUGUUAUGGCAAAUGGUGGACUGACGUUACGGGACCCAGCCACGGGGGCACAGUAUGUACAGAUCCAGCUGCUUCAGGACGAUCCUCCCGGCGAUGGUGACUUGCCGUUCCAGCUGAGCGCUCAGUCCCCAGCAGCUCACACUCAUCUCACCGUGGAUCUACCGGUGCACAUCCUGCAGGAGCCCCACGUCUCCGCAGAGGAUGAUGCCGCCUCAGACAGUUCCCAGUUUACAGGAAGCACAAUAAACCUGCAGGACCUCGAGAGUAUUCUGGAGCAGAGAGAUCUGCACCCCGUUCCCCGUCUGUGGAAAGUGUUCACCUUGCACUAUGUGUUACGUUCUCUUCUUCUACACGGUCGUACACAAAAAGCUGCUUUCUGCUAUUGUGUGUCCGCCGGAUCCACGGAGGAUUUGGGAUAUCAGUAUGGAAUGUUCUACGUUAUCUUCCCCAGAAGCAGGACACUGGAGAAGCUUCUUUGGACCAAAACCCUCACUUCCUGUCUCGCUCUGACCAGCAAGGAAUACACGUUUCUAGAUUUCCUCAGCGUCGUCCUCUCCCUUUGGUCUGCUCAUGGCUUCCGUUGGCGGGAUUUACGUCAUUUUUGCAGCGUUCAGACCUUUCUUGGCAUUGGAAUUCUCUAUAGUGAUGGAGAACCUACCUCUGGAAUACAAGCGGUCAGCUCUGAAUCGGACGAGUUGGCGUCCAAUCCCACGCUACGGUCCUGA